GCUUUUGCUUUUAAUAAAUCCUAAAUCUAAUGCCACUUUAUAACACCAGAUUUAUUCAUUAUAUUUAUUUAUUUUUUUUUGUCAAAAAUUAUUAUAUCCUACUUAAACAAUGUUUCUGACCAAUUUGUUUCCGUAUUCAAAGAAUGAAUUAUUUAUGCUAGCUAAAUUCAUAAGUUAUUUCCAAUAGUUUUCUUGAAAAGAGGAUUCGUUCCCAAUAGUUAUAAGAUUUUUUUUUAAACAACUUGAUUAAGAAAUCAUAUAGGUCAUAACAAAAUAAUAGUUUACCAAAAGGUAAAAUAAUAUGACUUCCAAACAAAUAUUUCUACCGGAAAUUUAUUUUAAAAUUUUGAUAAGACAUCUUUUUUUAUCGGAAACUAUAAGGUCUAUUGUGAAAAUAGUAAAAUGAAAAGGAUAAAUCUCUACUAAAUUUUGCUUUGCCUCUUCAAAGAGGCAAGGUUGCCACAUGGAACGUUUGACAUCAUUCUGAAUAUCUGAUUCCUGAACUUUGCAUGUUUCUUCUGGCAUGAGUAUUAAUUUUUUCUUUUUUUUUGUGAGUAUUCCUAUGGAUUCCAACUGAUUUGUAAAUUUUUGGAAUAAAACUGUAUGGAAUGACUUAUUCCUAUGGAUUCCAACGGUUGUUUUAUCCAAUUAUCCUAACAUAGUAACAUAUAUUCAUGAUUAAUCUUGCUUUUGCUUUUGUUGUUCUAGGGUCAAUGUAAAUUUUUUUUUUUUGAUCAAAGGGUCAAUGUAAAUUUAUUUACACUUUUCUUUCAGAAAUAGAGUGAGUGCUUCGUUACUUAUAAGAGAAGUUUGAUUACUUUUUCCCAAAGGAAAAAUAUACAGUCAAAUUUACUAAAAGUAAUGACAAAUUAACUAUUUUUUGGAAGGACAAGUUGUGUUCUCUAUUAGGCCUACACGUUAUGCAUGCAUGCAUGCGUUACUCAUUUUCUUUACCGCAGAGCACGUAUUAUCUUCCAACUUCCAAUACAAUUAGUCGUUAGUAAAACGUGUCCAAUGAACCUUUAUUUCUUUGGGGUCCAAGUUCAGUUUCACUUUUGAGUUGUCAAAAACUUACAGUUAUAUUUUCUUUUGUUCUAAUUUUAUAAUAGUUUUCCAAUUUAAUCAUCAAGAUCAGUUUGUUAUUAUAAAUAAAAACACACCCAAAAAAGGAACCAAUAAUAUUAAUACUUAUAUUAAAAAUGGAGAACAAAGGGAAGAACAUCGAACAAGCUCAAGAAAGUUGUUAUCAACAGUGGAUGAGUUUACAAUCCAAACGCGUGCCUGAGCUUAAACAAGCAUUAGCUCAACGGCGCACUCACGAAGGCACCGCCAACUCUGCAGCCGAUGAUAACGAGCUCCGUGAAUUAACACAAAAUAUCAUUGGAGAUUUCAAAAGUUACGCUGGAAAAAGAGCUGAUUUGUCUCACCGAUGUAGCUCGAACUAUUAUGCGCCGUCAUGGAACACUCCUUUAGAGAACGCCCUUCUUUGGAUGGGUGGUUGUAGACCUUCUUCUUUCUUUAGGCUCGUUUAUGCUUUGUGUGGGUCCCAAACUGAGAUUCGUGUUACUCAGUUUCUCCGUAACAUCGACGGCUACGAUUAUUUAGGUAGUGGUGGCGCAUCACUUAGUGAUCUAACGGCAGAGCAACUAGCAAAGAUCAACGUGUUGCAUGUAAAAAUCAUAGACGAAGAAGAGAAGAUGACAAAGAAAGUUUCGAGCCUGCAAGAAGACGCGGCGGAUAUCCCCAUCUCCACUGUGGCUUACUCUGAGGAGCACGUUGGAGAGCCUAACGCAAUGGUGGAUCAAGCUCUCGACAAGCAAGAAGAAGCUAUGGCCACUUUAUUGGCCGAGGCCGAUAAUCUAAGGGUGGAUACUUUAACCAAGAUCAUAGAGAUUCUGACGCCAGUGCAAGCGGGGGAUUUUUUGAUGGCCGGAAAAAAGCAUCAUCUUUCAAUGCAUCAGUGGGGAGCGUUAAGAGACCGGCGCCGUCGUGAAUGCAUAAUUGACGCUGGUAAUGAUGCCGGAGGAGAGGAGGAGAAGUAGUCGUUUCCACAGUAGAUAUGGUACUAUAUUAUAGAGUGACAGUACUAUUCGAUGCAUGUACAACUGUGAGUAAGGGCACACUGGACGACAGGUAGUUAGAGAAAUUGAUAUUGGUGUGUUAACCUGGCAGCAAUAUGUUGUCUCUGGACAAGUCAGCUAGGAUAAGAUUCCAUUAUCUUUUUAUAUUCUAAAUAGAUUUCUUCUUUAAAUUUUAUUGUGUCUUAGGAAAUAUAAUCCAUAAUAAAAAGAAAAAAAGUGUGUUAGGAGAUGUAAGGCAGAAAGAAAAUUGUUGGAGAGUGAUGCGAUAUACGGAUUAACGACCUUCGAACGCGGGAAACAUGUCACUCAUGACACUUGGUAUCGUGACACACACUUUCGUAUUUUUUUGGUAAAACCUUGAAAUACAAGAUUUUAAAUGAGAGAUAGCAUUUUGUUAUCCGAAAAUGAUUUUA
Raphanus sativus (radish) is the source of this 2494-nucleotide messenger RNA. RefSeq names its product protein DELAY OF GERMINATION 1. NCBI's taxonomy places the organism in Eukaryota, Viridiplantae, Streptophyta, Magnoliopsida, Brassicales, Brassicaceae. The record is from RefSeq and is a predicted model, not a curated record. Gene Ontology annotation, molecular function: sequence-specific DNA binding. The coding region runs from base 1200 to 2042 and encodes 280 amino acids. Gene Ontology annotation, biological process: DNA-templated transcription. The transcript is spliced from 3 exons.